AGCUUGAGAAACAACAGAAACUGAAUGAACUGGAUGUCGUAGUAGCAUUAAAACUGCACCAAGUUGAGCAUAUGGUGAACGGCGUUGUACCACAAGAUUUGUCUCAAUGUCUUGUGUUCUGUUGUCACGGCAUGUUCUCGUUGCAGAGAAGAAUUAAAGAACUGAAAGAUGAAAAGUCUGCACAAAGGAGACAUUACAAGGAGCAUCGACAGCAGCAUGUACAGCUGAUUAAAGAUCGUAAACUAAUGGAGGUCAAGAUACAAGAAUUAGAAGAGAAAUGCAACGAGAUGAUGAUGCUGAAAUUUGGGCGUGUUGUCGAUCUGGAAAAAUUAGAGACGAUUGGAGUGAACCGAAAUGUGGAAGAGCUCAAGGAAAAAUUACGUAUAAAUGAAUAUGCACAUGCUGAGGAAUUGCGAAAAUUAGAGGACAAGAUAGCACACAAAAAAGAUAAAAUUACAAAUUUAACGCAUGACAACACAGAUAAAAUAGAACAGUUAACAUUAUUGCUGGGAGAAAACAAAGAACUCGAAGGCCUUUUAGAUUCCAGACAAAAGAAUUUGGGUGAAAAACCGGGUGGUGAAUUUCAGGGCGUGCGAAAAGCGGACGUUCGAGAAAGGCAAAGGUUGAUUCAACUUGUCCAACUACAAGCGCAGGAAAUUGACGCCUUAAAAGAAGAAAUUGGUUUACUUUCGCGAAAAGGCGGGCAUAUUUUACCACCAACACAGCCUCCAUUACCGCAUACUGCUACCGCGGGUAGCAUGGGUCGCCCAGUUACCGGCAGUAAUCCAUAGUGCCUUGUAUUUUGUAUAAGUUUAUGAAAGUUUCUUCUUUGAAAAACUAUCCAAUUGUUACUGAAUGUUUGUUUGUUCACACCCUCAAUCUGUAUGGCACCUCCCUAUGGUAAAAUGGUAGAUUCCAUCUUCCUCAACCAAACACUGACAAUAUCCCAACAUUUUAGUUGCAGUACUUCCGCUUAACCCAUACAUACAUAUUCCGUCCUACAAAAAUGUGAAUACUCUAAGUUGUUUUUCAACUGCAAUUCUAUUUAUAUUUGGCAUAAUGUAGAUUUCGUGACAACACAAAGUAAACCAUAUUGUAAAAAUAAUUCUAUUUCUUGUGUGACUCAAUCUAUUCUUGUGUACUUAAAUAAAUUGUAAAUUUUCAUCUGUGCUAAUAAAAAUUGCUGUAUAUUUGUACUCUUUAUA
Molecule: messenger RNA, 1205 nt
Organism: Saccoglossus kowalevskii
Lineage: Eukaryota; Metazoa; Hemichordata; Enteropneusta; Harrimaniidae
Product: cilia- and flagella-associated protein 44-like
Molecular function (GO): protein binding
Source: RefSeq, a predicted model, not a curated record